AUGGGGAACGCUCCAUGCUGCAACCCAACGAGGGCAAGCUUCGAGGCCGAGACGACCAUGGCAGUAGAAGGAGAGACGGUGCUGGAUAGGAUGCAGCAGGAGAAGAUCAGAGCUAAGUUGAUGAGCCAGAGGGCAGACGAGGUGCAUCAGAGGCAGCACGAGGAGAUCAUAAGGGUGCUCGAUAAGUUUGAGAGCUCGAGCGCUGAGAGAAGGAGCAGCUUCCUAAAUGCCUUGUCUCCUGCUCAGCGUCAAGAGUUCUUGCGACUCUACGACGAGAAGCGCCGGAGGCCAUAG
Messenger RNA from Guillardia theta CCMP2712, 294 nucleotides. RefSeq lists its product as hypothetical. The record is from RefSeq and is a predicted model, not a curated record. NCBI's taxonomy places the organism in Eukaryota, Cryptophyceae, Pyrenomonadales, Geminigeraceae. The transcript has 2 exons. Bases 1 to 294 code for a protein of 97 amino acids.